This is a messenger RNA of Peniophora sp. CBMAI 1063, 549 nucleotides long. Lineage: Eukaryota; Fungi; Basidiomycota; Agaricomycetes; Russulales; Peniophoraceae. The record is from the annotation of a GenBank genome assembly.
AUGGCCGAUUUCAUCCAGUCUCUUGAUCCCGCCAAACUCGUACUUGCCGGAACGUUUCUGGCAUUUGCCAUUAGUCCAUUCACUGUACCCGUGUACAAUUUGCCGCUGUUCUUGUUCGGUGUCUACACGCAAGAGAAUGCGGAUGCCGCUCAGAGUAUACAAGCUUUUUCCGCUCUUCUAGGUGUCUCGGCCCUAUACGAUCUGGGCUUCAUCUUCAAGAUUGAGCAAGGCUUCGUCUUAAAGCUCGCGCAGAUUCUGCUUUUGCUUCUCAAAUUACCCACUUUCGUGACGUUUGCCGCUGCAGUGCGACAGCGCGGUAUGAGUCAUCUUCCAGGUGGACUUGGUAACUUUGGCGGUUUGAGCUCGAAUGAUGCUUCCGGGCCUACAGUUUGGCAAAUGCCGGGCGGAUUUGCGCCCAACAGCACACGCGACGGAUAUCAGACAGUUGAUGACCCUCCCGCUCAACCAACACCCACUCGUCCUUCUGCCCCCUCUGCUUCUGCGGCUCCAUCCCAGCCAGCCCCUCAAGGAGGGUAUCAGACGGUUUAA